Nothoprocta perdicaria is the source of this 1035-nucleotide messenger RNA. RefSeq names its product glucose-6-phosphatase catalytic subunit (gene G6PC1). The transcript has 6 exons. Gene Ontology annotation, cellular component: membrane. Gene Ontology annotation, molecular function: glucose-6-phosphatase activity. Lineage: Eukaryota; Metazoa; Chordata; Aves; Tinamiformes; Tinamidae. The record is from RefSeq and is a predicted model, not a curated record. The coding region runs from base 25 to 1032 and encodes 335 amino acids. Gene Ontology annotation, biological process: gluconeogenesis; glucose 6-phosphate metabolic process.
GCGGAGCGGGGCCGUGCGGCGAGGAUGCAGGCGGGCAUGGACCUGCUGCACGACGCGGGCGUGCGGGCCACGCAGCAGCUGCAGCAGCACUUCCAGGGUGCCCAGGACUGGUUCCUCUUCGUCUCCUUCGCCGCCGACCUCCGCAACACCUUCUUCGUCCUCUUCCCGCUCUGGUUCCACUUCUGCCAGCCCGUGGGCAUCCGGCUGCUCUGGGUUGCUGUCAUCGGCGACUGGCUCAACCUUGUCUUCAAGUGGCUGCUCUUCGGGGAGAGGCCCUACUGGUGGGUGCACGAGACGGACUAUUAUGGCAACGCGUCGGCGCCGCACAUCCAGCAGUUCCCGCUCACCUGCGAGACCGGCCCUGGGAGCCCCUCGGGCCACGCCAUGGGCGCCGCCGGCGUCUACUACGUCAUGGUGACCGCCCUGCUCUCCCUCGCCGCGGGGGAGCGGCAGGCGAAGACGCUCAAGUACUGGCUCCUGUGGACGGUGCUGUGGACGGGCUUCUGGGCCGUGCAGGUCUGUGUCUGCCUGUCCCGCGUCUUCAUCGCCGCCCACUUCCCGCACCAGGUGGUGGCCGGGGUCAUCUCAGGCAUGGUGGUGGCCGAGAGCUUCCAGCACGUCCGCGCCAUCUACAGCGCCAGCCUGCGGCGCUACCUGGCCGUCACCGCCUUCCUGCUGGCCUUCGCGCUGGGGCUGUACGCGCUGCUGCGCCUGCUCGGCGUCGACCUGCUCUGGACGCUGGCCAAGGCGCGCCGCUGGUGCGCGCGCCCGGACUGGGUGCACCUGGACACCACCCCCUUCGCCAGCCUGCUGCGCAACCUGGGCGCGCCCCUGCCCUUCCGCGCCGCCUGCGCCGCCGCCUCGCUGCUCGUCCUGCACCUCUUCGACGCCUUCAAGCCACCGGCCCACGCGCAGCUGCUCUUCUACCUGCUCUCCUUCUGCAAGAGCGCCGCCGUGCCGCUGGCCACCGUGAGCCUCGUGCCCUGCUGCCUCUCGCGCCUCCUGGCCGCCGGCGCCAAGAAGGACGUCUAGGGC